This is a messenger RNA of Poecilia latipinna (sailfin molly), 738 nucleotides long. Its product is annotated as theg spermatid protein like. NCBI's taxonomy places the organism in Eukaryota, Metazoa, Chordata, Actinopteri, Cyprinodontiformes, Poeciliidae. The record is from RefSeq and is a predicted model, not a curated record. The transcript is spliced from 5 exons. The coding region runs from base 1 to 648 and encodes 215 amino acids.
AUGUUCAGGACCGAUGCCAGGUCGGAGGCGAUCUCCCCGGAGAGCUGUCAGGCUCCACCGGUCGAUGAAAAGGGAGGAUUGAAACAAGAGGAGGAUGACGAGGAGGAAGAGGCGAGCGUCUUCAGGAAGACCAGGCAUCCUUCCUCCAAGACGUCUCAGUAUGAAAACACUCUGCGAUUGUCAGCGCCCCGAACGCGGAGCCGCGGCCCUCAGGAGCCAGGGUCCCUUCACACACCUCUGUGUGAGAACAACUGUCCCAUUUGGCACGUUGACCCCCGAGUGAGAAACGUCAUCAUCACCGCUCGAUUGCUGCAGCUCUCACAACCCAAACAGACCCAUCCUGACUACCGCAGCAACAGGGAGAGUGCUGCUUCCAUCGUCUCCUUAGCGUCCAGAACAGCUCGGAUAUCUCAGCGACUCGCCCAGUUGUCGCUGCCCAAACUGAAGCAGAGCAACAUCUGCUACCAGCUGGGGCGCUUCGAGGAACCAAUCUGGAUUGUCUCAAGAGCAGCAAAAAGGGCUUCAGCAAGUGUUCGAGUUGAGACGCUGGCAGCACCAAAACAGCUUCACAAAGACUACAUUCCUCCACAAGAGCCAGAGUGGAACCUGAGAGAUGCAAAGACCAAUAAGCCUCUGUGGAAAUACUAAGAAAAUUCUCUAUUUCUUAAAAUUGUUCCCAAAUUGUUUGUUUCCUCAGCUUUUUGCCUUUAUUUCUGAAUAUAUGGCACUGUGAAAGUG